UGAAUAUUUUCUCCAUGUGCGGUGUGCUCUGGGAAAUUACGUCAUCUUCUCCGGAUGAAAUAGGCUAAUCAUUGUUAUCGCCGAACCUCACUGUCUCUCAGUGCACAAGGAACGAGAAAGCCAUGGCUGAUUUGGGAAAGAUCGAGCACUCUCACGUACUCAUUCAUGGCAACAUCGGAAGCCUCAAACUUCACAUCGCCCGAAUCGGAAAAGGGGAACUGGGGACGGUGGUCUUCCUGCACGGCUUCCCGGAGAUAUGGUACACCUGGAGGUAUCAGAUGAUAGCCGUCGCCGACGCAGGGUUCCAAGCUAUCGCUCCGGAUUUCAGAGGCUACGGCCUAUCCGAUCAACCGCCGGAGCCCGAGAAAGCCACUUUUGACGAACUCAUCGAUGAUCUCCUCAGUAUUCUAGACGCACUCGAUGUCCCCAAGGCCUUCCUAAUCAGCAAAGAUUUCGGAGCAUUUCCAGCUUACACUUUCGCCGUCAAGCAUCCGGAUCGCGUCCAGGGUUUGGUAACUCUCGCUCCCCGAUCGGCUUCAAGGAAAGCUUCUCUCCCCGAGGGAUUCUACAUCAAUAGAUGGAGGGAGCCAGGGCGAGCAGAAGCGGAUUUCGGUCGGCAUGACGCUAAGACGGUCGUGAGGAACAUCUACAUCCUCUUUUCUAAAAGCGAGAUCCCCAUAGCAGCUGAAGGUCAAGAAAUCAUGGAUCUAGUUGAUCCUUCCACGCCACUCCCGCCAUGGUUCACGGAGGAGGAUCUCGAGGCCUACGGUGCCCUCUACAAGAACUCCGGCUUCCGCUUCCCGCUGCAGAUCCCAUAUCGGCAACUGAGGGUGGAGCAGCCGACGACGGAGGAUCCGACGAUUAAGGUGCCGGCAUUGCUGAUAAUGGGGGAGAAGGAUUACGUGAUCAAAUUUCCGGGGAUGGAACAGUACGUGAGGGGUGAAACGCAGAAAAAAUUUAUACCUAAUCUGGAGCUCAAAUUCCUGCCGGAAGGAUCGCAUUUCGUCCACGAGCAGAAUCCGGAAGAGGUGAACGGGAUCAUCCUCGAUUUCCUCAAGAGAAAUGUUUGAAGCUCGUCUGGAUUAUAUAAGAACUACUGUUACUGCUUGCCUAUGUAUCCAUCAAUAACCAGAUUGGAUGCAGUUGAUUCUGCAGCUUAUAAGAUCUGGCUGUCUGGUUUCCGGAAUGAAAUUAGUGUUUUGCAAUAUAGUGAUGAUUGGUUGCUUCCAA
Messenger RNA from Phalaenopsis equestris, 1230 nucleotides. Its product is annotated as AB hydrolase superfamily protein YfhM-like. The record is from RefSeq and is a predicted model, not a curated record. NCBI's taxonomy places the organism in Eukaryota, Viridiplantae, Streptophyta, Magnoliopsida, Asparagales, Orchidaceae. Gene Ontology annotation, molecular function: hydrolase activity.